Messenger RNA from Solanum lycopersicum (tomato), 426 nucleotides. RefSeq names its product copper transporter 6. The record is from RefSeq and is a predicted model, not a curated record. Gene Ontology annotation, cellular component: plasma membrane. Lineage: Eukaryota; Viridiplantae; Streptophyta; Magnoliopsida; Solanales; Solanaceae. Gene Ontology annotation, molecular function: copper ion transmembrane transporter activity. Gene Ontology annotation, biological process: copper ion transmembrane transport.
AUGGAUCAUGACAUGCCAGGAAUGGGAGGAAUGUCACCACCAUCACCACCACAAGAUCACAUGAUGAUGAGCAUGGGGUUGACACACAUGACAUUUUUUUGGAGUAAAAAUGCUGAAAUUUUAUUCUCAGGUUGGCCAGGAACGCGAACGGGCAUGUAUGUCCUAGCUUUGAUCAUUGUAUUUGUGGUCUCCUUGUUUGUGGAAUGGCUCUCUAACUCAAAUUACUUGAAAGACAAGAUGUCAAAUUAUAAUGGUCUUGUUAAGACAUUUGUGCAUGGUCUAAAAAUAGCUCUUGCUUAUCUUCUUAUGCUUGCUAUUAUGUCUUUUAAUGUUGGUGUUUUUAUAGUUGUUGUGGCUGGACAUACUUUAGGUUAUUUCCUAUUUGGUAGGUGUAAUAAUUCUGAGAGUAAUGCAUGCCAAGCUUGA